UUAGCUAAUCCCCAUCGUGAAAAUCUUGAUCAACACUCUACAAUCGCCGCCUCUAAGAAUUCUGCCGCCCUUUAUAUCAACGUCAAGUUAUUCAAUCCCGGCGCAGACUCUGCCAACUAAACCCAAACAGAGGGGGAAGUCCUUACGUCUAAAGCCUUUUUUUUUUUCUUACUUUUCUUCUUUUGCCAACCUAAGCUCCCAUUGCUUUCGAGGUUUGCUUGUCGACAUUGCACAGCUGUCUGCUUGAGUGAUAAAGGCCGAACUCUCCGCUCACUCAUUGCUCUACUACUCUUAUCAACUCUCGCAUCAGCUCAUUACAGUUGUCACUCGAAGCUUGUAAGAAAGUGACUGAAAAAUCUUGAAGAAUUUCUUGUUUGUUGUCUUGCUUAACACUUUUGGCGACUCAAUUUGCGUGUUCAUUGACGGCUUUUACCUUUAAAAAACAAAGAUACUUAAAAGCCAUUUUGCCCCUGCACACUCACUCACUCACUUUACCAACUGCUCUGUUCUCAUGGGGUUCCCUAGAUUCUUCUGCUAUGCUUCUAUUAUUCUUUCAAUUUCAGCUUAUUUGUUUCCAAUUAUGGUUAAUUCAAUUGGGAUCAAUUAUGGACAAAUAGCCAACAAUCUUCCAUCCCCAGAAGACGUAGUGCCACUAGUAAAAUCAAUUGGAGCCACCAAAGUGAAACUCUACGAUGCAGAUCCAGGAGUCCUUAGCGCAUUCGCAAACACCGGCGUCGAAUUCAUCGUAGGUUUAGGCAACGAGUACUUGGACAGGAUGCAAGAUCCGGCUAAAGCAGAAGCUUGGGUCAAGCAAAACGUUCAAGCCCACUUACCCGCUACAAAAAUCACAUGCAUCUUCGUCGGAAACGAGGUUCUCACUUUCAACGACACUACUCUCUCAGACAACCUUCUCCCGGCAAUGCAAAGCGUUCACACUGCGCUGGUUAACCUCGGACUCGACAAACAAGUAACUGUCACGACAGCACAUUCCUUAGCCAUUCUCGAAACCUCUUAUCCGCCUUCAGCUGGAGCGUUCCGUGAAGAUCUGAUAGAUUGUUUAAGCGAAACUUUGAGUUUUCAUCAAAAAACUGGGUCUCCUUUUUUGAUUAAUGCGUAUCCGUACUUUGCUUAUAAGGGAAACCCCAAGCAAGUUUCGUUAGAUUUUGUUCUUUUUCAGCCUAACCAGGGAGUUAUCGAUCAAGCGACGAAUUUACAUUACGACAACAUGUUAUACGCUCAAAUCGACGCCGUUUAUUCUGCUUUAGCUUCGUUAGGUUACAAGAAGCUGGCCGUUCAUAUAUCGGAAACUGGGUGGCCUUCAAAGGGAGAUGAAGAUGAGGCUGGAGCCACACCCGAUAAUGCCAAGAAAUAUAAUGGGAAUUUGAUUAAAUUGAUGUCGAAGAAAACAGGGACCCCACUGAGGCCGAAUUCGGAUCUUAAUAUUUAUGUUUUUGCCUUGUUUAAUGAGAAUAUGAAACCAGGUCCCACUUCAGAGAGGAAUUAUGGGUUGUUUAAGCCUGAUGGAACGCCGGUGUAUCCUCUCGGGAUUAGUACGAACGACGUAGUUGGGAGUAAUACAACCGCCGGUGGAAGCAUUGGGAAUGCCGUGACGCAACCGUCUUCUCCGACCAGUUCUUCCACAGGCUAUUUGUCUAUUUCUUCCGCAACGCAGGAAAGAUAUCAAUUCAUCGGGCAUGUACUGCUGCCGGCCUCAUUCUUAUUGAUUAAAACGUUGGUGUAGAGACGAAUUCAAAGCUCUUUUUUUUUAUCAAGAUUUAGAGAAAAUUUUUUCUUUUUUUUUUUUUUUUAUUAAAAAGGGCAAUGGAGAGGGUGAUAUAAAGAGAAUAAGGGGCAGCUUCGUUGUUAGGGAAAGGUAAAUUCUGUUUCUUUGCUUGUACGCUAACAUUGUGUCAGGGGGAACACCAUCAACUUUACCUUGACUGCCAUCCCACCCAAAAAAAAACAAUGGAAGGGCAUGUAAAUAGAUAUCCAACGAGCCCUAGUCUGUCAACUUUUUAAUUUAGGGUUGAUAGAGGCAACCGGGGCAAUGGUGGGUGGUGGUGGCGUAAGCUCUGACUGGGAAAUUGAACAUGAUUCGGGUUGCUUUUGAUCUUUUUAGCUGGCACUCAAGUGUGAUCUUUUUCACUUUUUGGUGUUAUUUUUGCAGGGUGUUAGGUUGUUGAUUGAGAGAGUUUGGUAGAGGGAGGGGACCGCAGCUUAGACUAAGUUUAAAUGAUGAUUAUUAAUUUGCUACAUUAUUGUUUUUUGUUAUCUCCCUUCUUGUUGUAGUGAACAAUUAUGAAAUUUUUUAUUUUA
Molecule: messenger RNA, 2316 nt
Organism: Theobroma cacao (cacao)
Lineage: Eukaryota; Viridiplantae; Streptophyta; Magnoliopsida; Malvales; Malvaceae
Product: Glycosyl hydrolase superfamily protein
Biological process (GO): carbohydrate metabolic process
Molecular function (GO): hydrolase activity, hydrolyzing O-glycosyl compounds
Source: RefSeq, a predicted model, not a curated record